Molecule: messenger RNA, 580 nt
Organism: Coccinella septempunctata (seven-spotted ladybird)
Lineage: Eukaryota; Metazoa; Arthropoda; Insecta; Coleoptera; Coccinellidae
Exons: 2
Coding region: 164-481 (105 amino acids)
Source: RefSeq, a predicted model, not a curated record
GUAUGAAUGAUGUAGCACAGAAUGGAACUGACAUCAAUCAAACUGAGUCAAACUUUUGAACCAAACACUAAAUUCUUAGUGAAAUCGAGCAUGAAACAUCAGUUUCACCAUACAGUUGAAAAAUGACCAAAACUAAGAAACAUAUCACUCUCGAUUACAAAUUAUGUACCCUUAUGAAGCUGUACUAAGUGCAUUUCCUAUAUUAUACUACAUUGGAGUAUUACCGAAAGCAUGCUGUCGAUUCAUACUCUUUCUGAUUAUGGUUAGAAAAGUCUUUCGUGAUGUUCAACGGUGUCAGAUGUGUAGCAGACAAUUAUUGUUGGCUUCAUCAAUGGGCGGUAUCACUGAAGCCCUUCUAUUUCCCAUACUGUGGUUCAUGGAAUAUUUGCCAGAUCAAGCAAGAUAUAUAUUAGCCGGAUGUCUCUUUAUGAAACUGAUUGGAGACGUUUGGGCAUACCAGAAGAAGCAAAGACGUCGUUGAAUAUUUAUAUCAAAUGAUAUACAGGAAAUGAACUGUGUCAUAUUCAGGGGAUACAUAUGCAUAUUGUUUCACAUAAAAUAAAAGACAUAUAUUCACUCA